AUGCAGCUCAAAUUUUGUUCCCUGCUUGUGGUUGCAUUCGGGGUCAUCAGCUCCCACUGCGCCUGGCCAGAUGCACCUCUCGUCGCCUCAGGUCGAUGGAUUCACAAUUCAAAAGGUGCAAACGUCACAUAUGCGGGAGUAAAUUGGCCUGGGGCAGCGGACGUGAUGAUUCCAGAGGGCUUACAAUAUGCUUCAAUCGAAAAGAUUGUGUCAGAAAUUAAGAGUCUGGGAAUGAAUGCUAUCCGCCUGACAUUUGCGAUUGAGAUGAUUGAUGAUAUUAAGGAUAAUGGAGGCGAUGUCAGGCUCUCAGCAGCCUUCAACAAAGCUCUAGGCACUACGAAUGGUCCUGUGGUGUACAACAAAGUGCUGCAGAACAAUCCUCAGUUUAGCGCGAGUACCACCAGAGUGCAGGUCUAUGAUGCAAUUGCUGCCGAGUGCUUCAAGCAGCAAAUCUACGUUCACCUUGAUAAUCACAUGUCAAAAGGUGAAUGGUGUUGUUCAACAACGGACGGGAACGCCUGGUUCGGAGAUACGUAUUUCGACGUCGCGAAAUGGAAGAGGGGUCUGGAGUUCAUGGUAACCCGAGGCGCAACAUGGGGAAAUCUCGUGAGUAUCGGGAUGCGCAACGAACUUCGAGCGCCAGAAGAUAACGCCACCCUGAACUCCAAUUCCUACAACUGGCCAACAUGGUACACCAACAUGGUCGCAGCCGCAAAAAUUAUCAACGCAGCUAACCCGGAUAUUUUAAUCUUUUUCUCCGGCCUGAAUUUCGACACCACCUUGUCCCCCGUCGUAGCGGGCACUGGUUCCGGCAUAACCUUCAAGAAAUCCGACUUCACCUUCUCAAAUAAGAUAGUCCUCGAACUCCACAACUACCAGAACUCAGCUACGUCCUGCAGCAGCAUGCAAAGUAGCCUUCAAAGCAGUGGUUUCAGCACGCUGACUGCUGCCGCUGCAAACCAGUAUCCAAUGCUGUUAACAGAGUGGGGCCAUGAUUGGUCGAAUAGUGACUACUUAGGUGUUUAUGCCAGUUGCUUGCACAGUUAUCUACCUGCGCAGCAUGUGGGGUGGACGAUUUGGGUACUAGCUGGGAGUUAUUAUAUUCGCUCAGGGACGCAGGAUUAUGAGGAGACUUGGGGGCUUUAUAAUCAUAAUUGGACUGCGUGGAGGAAUGCAGCUGCGAUUGACAAUUUGAAGUUGAUGGUUCAGGCAACUUUGGCAUAGUCUUCCCGCC
Messenger RNA from Hyaloscypha bicolor E, 1234 nucleotides. RefSeq names its product glycoside hydrolase family 5 protein. Gene Ontology annotation, molecular function: hydrolase activity, hydrolyzing O-glycosyl compounds. NCBI's taxonomy places the organism in Eukaryota, Fungi, Ascomycota, Leotiomycetes, Helotiales, Hyaloscyphaceae. The transcript is spliced from 4 exons. The record is from RefSeq and is a predicted model, not a curated record. Bases 1 to 1224 code for a protein of 407 amino acids.